UUGCUGUGUGAUGCCACGUACCAAGUAAACAUAUUCUUUAGCGACCAGAUGAUAGCUGCCAUCCUCGCCUUGAUCGUCCAACUGACCAUCAACCUGUUCUACUUUUUCCACCGUGUUGCACAACAUGAUAUCAUUUUCAUUGUCAACGAUGGGCUUUGGUCAUUGGCAUUCUUCUUGGUCCUAAUUCUUCUGUCUCACUCCAGCACACGGGUCACUAAAUCGGCUGAAGAGUUGGCUCCUAUGAUUUACAAGAUGAUGACCCUGGACUUGGACCCAAGACUGAAGAGACAGUUGGAGAUCUUUUUGGUGCAACUAUCCAACAGCCACGUAGGAUUUUCUGCCAGAGGGUAUUUUCAUAUUAACAACGAAAUGAUAACAUCGAUUGUUGGAAUGGUGACCACAUAUCUUGUAGUGCUGAUACAGUUCCAUACUGCGGUCUCGUCUACCCAGCACUGAAGUAUUCAUUGGAUUCUGCUUCACAUACUAAUGAAUAUUUGAAAUAGAUGUCCAGCUUGCAAGUAAAUACUACAUUAUCUUA
This is a messenger RNA of Homalodisca vitripennis (glassy-winged sharpshooter), 538 nucleotides long. Its product is annotated as putative gustatory receptor 2a. The coding region runs from base 49 to 456 and encodes 135 amino acids. Lineage: Eukaryota; Metazoa; Arthropoda; Insecta; Hemiptera; Cicadellidae. The record is from RefSeq and is a predicted model, not a curated record. Gene Ontology annotation, biological process: sensory perception of taste. Gene Ontology annotation, cellular component: membrane; dendrite; neuronal cell body. The transcript has 4 exons.